This is a messenger RNA of Dalotia coriaria, 1207 nucleotides long. Its product is annotated as peptidoglycan recognition protein-like. The record is from RefSeq and is a predicted model, not a curated record. Bases 97 to 1170 code for a protein of 357 amino acids. Gene Ontology annotation, molecular function: N-acetylmuramoyl-L-alanine amidase activity; zinc ion binding. Gene Ontology annotation, biological process: peptidoglycan catabolic process. NCBI's taxonomy places the organism in Eukaryota, Metazoa, Arthropoda, Insecta, Coleoptera, Staphylinidae. The transcript has 7 exons.
AAUUCACUGCUCUUUAUCUUCAUCUUCACUUCAUUGACAACCUACAAACAGUCAACAUCUAUUACUAGUUCCAAUAAAAGUAAAGUAAUUGUAAAAAUGGAACAGAAUGAGAAAGUUUACGUCCACGUCUUGUUUCUAUUCCCAAUUAUUUGUGGAGCAUUAUCAACAUGUCCAAAUAUAAUAACACGUAACGAUUGGAACGCAAGAGAAGGCCUAUCGAAAUCUUUAGAGCAAUAUCCAGCAACUCAUGUUCUCCUACAUCAUUCCUCAACAGCCACGUGUAAUUCACCAGCGAAUUGUGCUGCGUUAGUACGAUCCAUACAAAAAAUCCACAUGAAUCGUAAGAGAUACAGAGAUAUCGGAUACAAUUUCCUUAUCGGUGAAGACGGUAACAUUUACGAAGGUGUCGGCUGGGGCAAGCAAGGCACCCACGAAGACCGCCUGAACUCCCGCAGCAUGGGCAUUUGUUUCAUUGGCGAUUACACGUCUUAUCUGCCAAAUGAAGCAGCUCUCGGCGCACUGCAACGCCUGCUGGAGUGCGGUGUGGAGGAUGGCCACCUCACCGCCGAUUACAAAUUGAUCACUCACCGGCAGGUCACGCCGACGGACUGCCCCGGCCACAGGCUGUAUACCCACAUGCGCGGGUUGGACCACUGGGUAAACGCUCCUUAUGCUCUGGAUAUCGUAUCGAGAAGUACGUGGGGUGCUGCUGCACCAAGAUUCAAAAAUUACAUCUCUGGAACUCCCACACAUCUUAUCGUGCAUCACACUGUGACGCCAUCUUGUUCCGGGACAGAUUGUUAUCGGAGAUUGAAGCAGAUUCAAGCUGAUCAUAUUAAUAAGAAAUACGGGGAUAUCGGAUAUAAUUUUUUGAUUAGUCAAGAUGGUACCAUUUACCAAGGACAAGGUUUUGGACGUAAAGCUGCCCAUGCAGGAAGAGCAAAUGGCUAUAGUAUUGGUGUGAGUUUCAUUGGGAAUUUUGAAACAUCAUCUCCAAGUCAGGCGUCGCUAAAUUCCCUCACAAACUUGAUUUCCUACGCGGUACAAGAAGGCAAAUUAAGCUCCAACUAUAAACUGGUCGGACAUAGAAGCGUGAAAGCUACAAGUUGUCCAGGCAGGAAUCUAUACAGCGAAAUCAGCAAGAUGAAGAAUUUUUCAAGUACCCUUUGAGUGUUUAAAUUACGCCAAUAAAAAGUUAUCAAAAGAA